UGGAUCAGAGAUGCCUUUAAUGCAGCAGAUAAAAAUGGUGAUGGUAGUUUAGAUUUUGGUGAAAUUAUGAAAUUAUUAAAAGCAAUAAACGUUGAUGUGAAGAAAAAAUAUGCUCAAGAAAUGUUCGAUGCUGCCAAUGUCAAUAAAAAUGAUAAAAAAGGUCGAGACACCCUGGAUAGACAGGAAUUUAUAACUUUCUAUCAUCAAUUAACACGUAGACCAGAACUAGAAGAACUCUUCAUCAAAUAUAGUCGUGGUAAAGGUGUGAUGCAUGUAUCAGAUAUUUUAUCAUUUAUGAGAGAUGGACAAAGGAGAAUAGAAACUGAUGAAGACUUCUGCCGCCAUGUGAUUGAAAUCUUUGAACCACAAGCUGUUUUUAAGAAUAGAGAACAGUUGAGUUUGAUAGGUUUUACUAAUUUCUUGAAGUCUGAAAAACAGCAAUUAUUUAAUCCUAAUCAUAACAUUGUAUAUCAAGAUAUGACGAAACCAUUUUCACAUUAUUUCAUUGAUUCUUCACAUAACACAUAUUUAACAGAUGAUCAGCUACGAGGACCAAGUAGAGUAGAAGCCUAUAUUACAGCAUUAGAGAAAGGUUGUAGAUGCGUAGAAUUGGAUUGUUGGGAUGGAGCUGAUGGAGAACCAGUUAUAUAUCAUGGUUAUACCUUAACUUCUAAAAUAUUAUUUAAAGAUGUUAUACAUGCUGUUAAACUCCAUGCAUUUAAAGCAUCACCUUAUCCUGUUACUUUAUCAUUAGAAAAUCAUUGUUCAUUGCCCCAGCAGUUAGUUAUGGUGAAUCACAUGAAGACUAUAUUAGGAGAUUCAUUAUGGUCACCAGAAGGGAAAUUUUUGAAGUAUACUCCUUCUCCCCACGAGUUGAAGAAUAAAAUUAUUAUCAAGGGCAAGAGAUUACCAUUAGCAUCACCAGCUGUUGAUGAUGUCAGUGAUGAAGAUGAAUCAGCUGAAAAUAACAAUAACGUUUCACCAACGGAAGCUGUGAAAGAAGACAAACAUAAACAUAAAGUCAAGUUAAUACAAGAACUAUCUGAUAUAACCACUAUGCAGAGUAUCAGUUUUAAAGGUGUUGAAAAAGCUAUGGCUGAAGAUGGUAAUUUUAUUGUAUUUUCACUGGGUGAGAAUAAAAUUGACAAGUUAUUGAGUACACAAGCUAAUGAUGUCAAUACAUUAUCACAUAGUAAAUUAUUACGUAUUUAUCCUGCUGGUUCCAGAACUGAUUCCAGUAAUUAUAAUCCAGUACCAAUGUGGAACUGUGGUGCUCAAGUUGUGGCAUUAAAUUAUCAAACUGGAACUGAACAUAUGCAGUUGAAUCAUGGUAGAUUUUUAGACAAUGGUGGAUCAGGAUAUGUAUUAAAACCUAAUUUCUUAUUAUCAAGUAAGUAUGAGAAAAUGAAAUCAAUUCAAUCUAGUACAUGGCAUUUGUCUGUUUGUAAUAUUGCUAAUAUAGUUGUUAGUGGAUAUCAAAUACCUAAACCUAAAGACUCAUCACGUGGUGAAAUUAUAGAUCCUUUUGUUAAAAUAGAGAUACAUGGUGUACAAUCUGACUAUCAUGAAGUCAGAACAAAAACAGUGGAAAAUAAUGGUUUGAAUCCGAGAUGGUAUGAAAAUUUCUCUCUACGUGUACGAGUACCUGAACUAGCUAUGGUUAGAUUUGUUGUUAAAGAUGAAGAUAGAGGAAGAGAUGAUUUUAUUGGUUAUUAUUGUCUACCAUUUAACAGUAUACAAGAAGGUUAUAGACAUUUCCCACUCUACAAUAAAUAUGGUAGUAAAUUAUCACAAACUAUGAUUUUUGUUCAUAUGACAGUUUUAGAUAAAGUGUGA
Molecule: messenger RNA, 1836 nt
Organism: Lottia gigantea (owl limpet)
Lineage: Eukaryota; Metazoa; Mollusca; Gastropoda; Lottiidae
Exons: 15
Biological process (GO): phosphatidylinositol-mediated signaling; lipid metabolic process
Molecular function (GO): phosphatidylinositol-4,5-bisphosphate phospholipase C activity; calcium ion binding
Source: RefSeq, a predicted model, not a curated record